Molecule: messenger RNA, 537 nt
Organism: Larimichthys crocea (large yellow croaker)
Lineage: Eukaryota; Metazoa; Chordata; Actinopteri; Sciaenidae
Product: cysteine and glycine-rich protein 1
Biological process (GO): sarcomere organization; muscle tissue development
Cellular component (GO): cytoplasm; Z disc; nucleus
Molecular function (GO): structural constituent of muscle; actinin binding
Source: RefSeq, a predicted model, not a curated record
AUGCUAAUAGGAUGCCAUUGGAGGGGAAACAAGUGUGGCUGCUGUCAGAAGACAGUUUACUUCGCAGAAAGAGGUCUGUGCGAUGGGCGGAGCUUCCACAAGUCCUGCUUCCGGUGCAGUGAGUAAUCCUCUUUUCUGCUUCCUUGGGUCUGUGGGAAGAACUUGGACAGCACAACUGUUGCUGUUCAUAUGGAUGAAGUGUACUGCAGGCGUGCUAUGGCAAGAAGUAUGGUCCAAAAAGGCUACGGUUUUGGUCAGGGAGCAGGGACUCUCAGCAUGAGAGGGAGAGUCUCUUGUAUUACUCAUGAGGAACCUGGUCCUCAUCGUCCUCCUGUAAACAAACCCACCAAGCUGGCUCAGAAGUUUGGAGGGCGGAUAAGUUCCGCGCUGUGGCAAGUCUGUCUACGCUGUGAGAAAGUGAUUGGAGCUGGGAGUUCAUGGCAAAGAAGUGGAUGUUUCAGCUGUGCCACAUGUGGGAAGAGUCUUGAGUCGACCACGGCUGACAGAGAUGGAGAAAUCACUGCAAAGGUAGAGUAG